Messenger RNA from Miniopterus natalensis, 1673 nucleotides. The record is from RefSeq and is a predicted model, not a curated record. Lineage: Eukaryota; Metazoa; Chordata; Mammalia; Chiroptera; Miniopteridae.
CCCUGUUUCGAGGGGAGCAAGAGCCCCGCGCGAGUUCCCUGCGUCUCCUGAAUCGCUCGAAGUCCGCUCCCGGCCCAGGGUCACGGGAAUUUGGGGGACGUGGGCUAGGUGGGGCUGUGAGCAAAGCGGUCCCGGUAGGCACAGACCCCGGGACCCUCACGCAGGUCGGACUCCCACACUCCCUCGUCCUGCCCCCCGGGAAGGACUCCUGACCCGAGACGCAGGGUACCUACAAUAGGGGUUCUGGGUCGAUCGGCUGCGCCGUGGGAACCCAGCCUGCCCCUCCAGGUCUUGGGGGGAAGGGGAGGGACGGCCGAAUCCAGCGCUUGGAUUCAGAGCGCUUGGAGAUCGGAAAGAAGCCUGGUUUGCGCGGGACAAGCCCCGCCCGACUCCGAGGAAUGACUCUCCGCUUCCUUCCUCCCGGUGUCCCUGCAGCCCCGGACCUGGACCUCAGAGGAGGCCAACCCGACUGCCAGAGAGGAACACAGAGGCCUUGUUAUAAAGUCUUUUACUUCCAUGGUGCUUCUCAGAGACUGAACUUCGAGGAAGCGAGAGCAGCCUGCGGGAGGGAUGGGGGCCAGCUAGUCAGCAUCGAGUCUGAUGAUGAACAGAGACUGAUAGAAAAGUUCAUUGAAAAGCUCCGGGCGUCGGAUGGUGAUUUCUGGAUUGGGCUGCGGAGGCAUGAGGAGAAGCAAAGCAACAGCAUCGCCUGCCGGGACCUUUACACCUGGGUGGAUGGUAGCCUCUCAACGUUCAGGAACUGGUAUGUGGAUGAGCCUUCCUGUGGCAGCGAGUUCUGCGUGGUCAUGUACCAUCAGCCAUCAGCACCCACCGGCAUCGGCGGCCCCUAUAAGUUCCGGUGGAAUGACGACCAGUGCAGCGUGAAGAACAAUUACAUUUGCAAAUACUCCCAUGGUGAAAGAACAGAGCCAACCAUACCCAUACUUCCAGAAGACACAGAGAGAGAAGAUGACAAAGAAACACUUAAAGAAAACAAAGAAGCCGCCUGGAACCUUGCCUACAUCCUGGCCCCCAGCAUCCCCCUUGCCCUCCUCCUGCUGGUCACCACAGUUCUGUGUUGGAUUUGGAUCUGGAGGAUGAGGAAACGGGAGCAGCUGGGCCCCGGCACGAAGGAGCAGUACCGCGUCUGGCCCCCUCCUCACCCAGGGGACAGCCCUGACCUCGAGGUUUACAGUGUCAUCCGAAAACAAAGCCAGGCCGACUUAGCCGAGCCCCGGCCAGACCUGAAGAACAUCUCGUUCCGAGGGUGUUCGGGGGAUGCCACUCCCGACGACGUGUCUCGUGCCUGUGAUGACAUGGCUGUGAACCCAUCUGAGAGCCGGUUUGUCACUCUGGCGAGCAUGGAGAGUGGCUUUGUGACCAAUGACAUUUACGAGCUGUCUCCGGACCGAGUGGUGAGAAGCAAAGAGUGCGGAUGGGUGGAAAACGAAAUAUAUGGUUAUUAGGGCGCAGGAGAAACACUUAGACCGACAAGGACCGGAAAGGACAGAGGCUUGGGGCCGCCCCAUUCACUCCAAGGAAGCCACGCAGAAGGCCUGUGAAAGCGCCCAGACCAGGCCUGGGGGUGAGCACGUGUCCCCGCCACCCCCACUGAGCCCCCAAGGUGUGGCUCUGUCCCUCCUCCAGCCUCCCACCCAGCUCUGUCCUGUGAG